This is a messenger RNA of Microsporum canis CBS 113480, 1161 nucleotides long. Its product is annotated as arsenical-resistance protein. The transcript has 4 exons. The record is from RefSeq and is a predicted model, not a curated record. Gene Ontology annotation, cellular component: plasma membrane. Bases 1 to 1161 code for a protein of 386 amino acids. NCBI's taxonomy places the organism in Eukaryota, Fungi, Ascomycota, Eurotiomycetes, Onygenales, Arthrodermataceae. Gene Ontology annotation, molecular function: antimonite transmembrane transporter activity; arsenite transmembrane transporter activity; antiporter activity. Gene Ontology annotation, biological process: antimonite transmembrane transport; arsenite transport.
AUGACGCAGCUUCCCUCCACAGCGAAAACAGAGGCUCAAAACCAAAGCGAAACUCUGCACCAGAUACAAGAUACUGAGAAGCUAUCACAGGAUACCCCUGGAGCCGAAAAGGAGGAACCAACAUCUAUAUUUCAAGGCCUUGGUAUUCUUGACCGGUUUUUAGCUCUAUGGAUCUUUCUGGCAAUGGCAAUCGGUAUCAUUCUCGGGAAUUUUGUGGAUAAUAUAGGACCUGCUUUACAAAAGGGAGCCCUUGUGGGCGUCUCACUGCCAAUUGCGAUUGGGUUACUUGUCAUGAUGUAUCCAAUCCUCUGCAAUGUGCGCUUCGAGUCUUUGCAUCAUGUGUUCGAAUCUCGUGAGAUAUGGAUUCAGUUGGCCUUUAGCAUAUUUAUAAACUGGAUCAUUGCUCCAUUUCUCAUGCUAGCGCUUGCAUGGGCAUUUUUACCAGAUGAACCUGAGCUCAGAGAGGGACUGAUUUUGGUCGGCCUAGCUAGAUGUAUUGCCAUGGUUCUUAUCUGGACGGGCCUUGCAGGAGGGGACAAUGAAUACUGCGCAAUCUUAGUUGCCGUCAACUCCUUGUUGCAGAUGGUGCUCUUUGCUCCCCUUGCGCUACUAUUUAUCAAAAUAAUUAGCCACUCAGAGACCUCGAUCUCACUAUCUUAUCCUGUGGUAGCAGAGAGCGUUGCUGUCUUCCUUGGGAUACCUCUUGGUGGUGCCAUAGUCACCCGGCUUAUCCUGCGGAACUUUGCUGGACCCACAUGGUACGAUAAGGUAUUCAUGAAGUGGCUUAGUCCAUGGUCCUUAAUUGGGUUAUUAUUCAUCAUCCUGGCCCUCUUUGCAUCUCAGGGGAAGCAGGUUGUUCAUCAAAUCGUGUCCGUUGUUCGAGUCGCUGCACCCCUUCUAGUAUAUUUCAUCAUAGUGUUUUUCUCUACACUAUACCUCACUUUUCGGCUGGGCUUUGGAUAUCGAUUGUCAACCACGCAAAGUUUUACCGCUGCAAGUAAUAACUUUGAGCUUGCAAUUGCAGUUGCGAUUGCAACAUUUGGUACAGAGAGCAGUCAAGCUCUUGCUUCAACCGUUGGUCCAUUGAUAGAAGUUCCUGUUCUUUUAAGCCUGGUUUAUUUUGUCAGGUUUGUUGCUAAAAGGACCAAAUGGAAUCCCUAG